Messenger RNA from Macrosteles quadrilineatus (aster leafhopper), 776 nucleotides. RefSeq lists its product as uncharacterized. The record is from RefSeq and is a predicted model, not a curated record. The transcript has 6 exons. NCBI's taxonomy places the organism in Eukaryota, Metazoa, Arthropoda, Insecta, Hemiptera, Cicadellidae. Bases 42 to 776 code for a protein of 244 amino acids.
ACUCCUGGACGGGUCUGUAGCUAUGUGCUGAGGUUGUAGUUAUGUGGUCGGCUAUACUCGCAGUGUUGGUCUUCGGGAGUUCAGCCGUCUCCGCCCAGGAUACGCUGCGGAACUUCACUUCUUACUUCGCAGAUUGCAAGAGAGGCGAAGAUGGGUUCGAUGAUUGUAUCAAGAAAGCCCUCAACGACGUCAGACCAUUUUUCAGCACAGGGGUGCCAGAGCUCAAUAUAUCCCCGUUCGAUCCGUUCUUUGCCAAAGAGGUGAUCCAGAAGCGAGGAGUGUUUGCUCUCAACUAUCGUCUCGUUCUGCGGAAUGUGCAGGAGAGAGGAUGGACGCAGUCUGAAGUCACCAGCUUCAGGAGUGACCCAGUGCUCAACCUAGUUCAGUACACUCAGUUUUUCCCUGAGAAGUCCUUGGAGGGAGAAUACGAGACUAGCAGCCAAGUCCUGAUCACUCCACCAGACAACAGAGGAGUAUGGAACCUCACAUUGUACAAUCUGGUGCAGACGACAACCAUCAGCAGGCCCCAGGGAGCUGACAAGCUGAAGGUGCGAGUGGACGUCCAGAGGAUCGGGAACCUCGACCUCCACAUCAGCAAUCUACUGCGCGGGCGACGAAUCAUGGAGAAUGUGCUGGACCGCAUCAUCAAUGCCACAUGGAGAGCUGGCUUCCCAGUACUGAGACCUCUUAUCAAUGAUCUUGUCUCUACGGCUUUCACCGAGAUAUUCAACACCGCAUUUAACGAAUUAGACUUUGAUAAAAUUUUGCCAUCUUGA